Messenger RNA from Elaeis guineensis (African oil palm), 1019 nucleotides. Its product is annotated as chlorophyll a-b binding protein 1B, chloroplastic. The record is from RefSeq and is a predicted model, not a curated record. Gene Ontology annotation, biological process: photosynthesis, light harvesting. Gene Ontology annotation, cellular component: membrane. Lineage: Eukaryota; Viridiplantae; Streptophyta; Magnoliopsida; Arecales; Arecaceae.
CUUAGACCCAACCCUGCACUCAGAGCACCUACCCAACAGCAUUUCCAUUGGGAUCACCGCUCCCAUCUCCAAGGCAUCAUCUCUAUCUAGUCCUUCUCAAUGGCUGCCACCAUGGCCCUCUCCUCCCCUUCCCUCGCCGGAAAAGCGGUGAAGCUCGCUCCCUCGGCCUCUCCCAUCCUCGGGAAUGGCAGGGUCACCAUGCGGAAGACCUCGACCAAGCGCGUCCCCUCCGGCAGCCCAUGGUACGGGCCAGACCGUGUCAAGUACCUCGGCCCCUUGUCUGGGGAGCCCCCGUCCUACCUGACCGGUGAAUUCCCCGGUGACUAUGGGUGGGACACUGCUGGUCUCUCGGCCGACCCUGAGACCUUCGCCAAGAACCGGGAGCUCGAGGUCAUCCACUGCAGGUGGGCCAUGCUGGGUGCCCUCGGCUGCGUCUUUCCGGAGUUGCUUGCCCGCAAUGGCGUCAAGUUCGGCGAGGCCGUCUGGUUCAAAGCGGGAGCUCAGAUCUUCAGCGAGGGCGGUCUGGACUACCUGGGCAACCCGAGCUUGAUCCAUGCUCAGAGCAUUCUGGCCAUCUGGGCUUGCCAAGUUAUACUGAUGGGUGCCGUCGAAGGGUACCGCGUCGCCGGCGGUCCCCUGGGUGAGGUCACCGACCCUCUGUACCCUGGGGGGAGCUUCGAUCCCUUGGGCCUUGCCGAUGACCCGGAGGCGUUCGCAGAGCUUAAAGUGAAAGAGAUCAAGAACGGCAGGCUAGCCAUGUUCUCCAUGUUCGGUUUCUUUGUUCAGGCUAUCGUGACCGGGAAGGGCCCGUUGGAGAACCUGGCCGACCACCUUGCGGAUCCUGUUAACAACAAUGCUUGGGCCUACGCCACCAACUUCGUGCCCGGAAAGUGAGCCUGGCAACCUUAAUUAAUUUGGUGCUUAGAAAUUCUUCAUCUGUUGUGGUUUUUGUUUGAAUUGAAAUUGUUGGCGUGGUGUGCAUUAAUCCAGUGCAAUAUUGUCCUCGCUCUUAAGAGCCA